Messenger RNA from Micropterus dolomieu (smallmouth bass), 3519 nucleotides. Its product is annotated as multiple epidermal growth factor-like domains protein 9. Gene Ontology annotation, biological process: axon guidance. The coding region runs from base 117 to 1961 and encodes 614 amino acids. The record is from RefSeq and is a predicted model, not a curated record. Gene Ontology annotation, cellular component: basement membrane. Lineage: Eukaryota; Metazoa; Chordata; Actinopteri; Centrarchiformes; Centrarchidae. Gene Ontology annotation, molecular function: extracellular matrix structural constituent. The transcript has 6 exons.
GGCAACAAACAGCAGCGUACGACGCCGGGGGACAUCAAUGGUGGAGUACGCGUUCAUUCAGGGACAGGUCUGAGAGAGACCAUUAUUGGGGCUUACAUGGAGAGCUGAAACUGAAUAUGAGGUUAACGUCCUUAAUGAUGUACAUAUCUCCGGUCCUGCUAUUUAUUUUGUAUGUAUAUAUUGGAUUUUCUGAAGCUGCACCUCGCAUCAGCCCCAACGAUGCGUCGCCUAUCUCCGGGAAGCCCGGCUCAGCCUCCGACACCGGGGAGACCUUCCGCACCGACUUGCCUCGCAGUUUACCCGAGGGCACGUUCGCUCCCGGGCCUUUAGCCGGACUCACGCUGACGCCUGGCGUUGUUUCUGCCGGACCGACCACCACUACUAGCCCUAUUCCAAAAAAUGCAACCACCUUCCAGCCUCCAACAACGGACCCGACCACCACCACCACCACCGCACCUGAUACGGGAAUCAUUUCAGCCAGUAAAGAACAAAUAACAGCGCCGGUUUCCAGAUUAAGCAGCGCACGCAAAAGAUCCAUCGAUGCACAAACAUCACUUUUUGCUCCGGAGAAAAUGCUGCAGACCAUGGUGUCCAUGGUUUCGCAGCGCACAGCAAAUGAUGCCUGGGCUGCAGAUAAUAUUGGCAUAUCUGUUACCUCAGUAGAGAAUAGUCAAGAGGGCCUUUGUAACUGCAGCAGUGGCGGCGAGGGGAUUUUGGAUCCGGACGAGUGUGAUCAGAGAAGCGGUCAGUGUUCGUGUCUGCCGGGCUACGCCGGUCUGCAGUGUGAGGACUGCGAGGAGGGACACUUCACCAACGGCACCAGCGGCUGCCUGCCCUGCGCCUGCGACUCCUUCGGCGCAGUGAACCUCCUCUGUGACAGCUCAGGGAUAUGUGUGUGCAAGACAGGAGUUUAUGGACCCAAGUGUGAUGAAUGCCACCCUGGUUUCUUCCACUUCAGCAGCACUGGCUGCCGGCCCUGCCAAUGUCACAACCACACCAGCUACUGCCAUCCACAGUCCGGAGUGUGCCUGAACUGUGAGGGCAACACCCAGGGAUCCAACUGUGAGGAGUGUAAGCCUGCUUUCUACCGCAGCCCUGGAACUGCCCUGACCGAAACCUGUGCACCGUGUCCCUGCUCCAACUCCACCUCCACCGGCACCUGUCACAGUGAUCCCAGUGGCUCCCCAGUGUGUGACCAGUGCCUUCCCCGGUACAGCGGCCCACAGUGUGUCGAGUGCAGCGCCGGCUUCUACAAAGCAUCUGGGGUUUGUGUUCCAUGUGACUGCAGUGGUAAUGCAGACCCCAAGGGCCCCGCCCAGAUCUGUCACCCUGACACCGGCCAUUGCCUCCGCUGCAUCAACAAUACCACCGGGCCCCAGUGCGAGCUCUGUGCUCCAGGCUUCAUAGGGGACGGCAAAGCACAUAACUGCACCCGUCCAACACCCCGACACCUUCCCAUACCAGUAGACACAACCACAACAGAGGCGCCCACAUCACCUUCCCCCCCGCCGCCCAACACCAGCACCACUUUCACCUCUGCCACAGCGAGAGGGGUCCCAGCUUCCACGUCCAGCAGCAACACGAGCACUGCGCUGAGCACUGCCGCAACCACCCAGGCCCUGUUGACCAGCCUGAGCAGCCCCACUGACAACACCACAGCGGCCCUGACGGAAGUCUCCUGGACGCAGUUCAACAUCAUCAUCCUGGCCGUCAUCAUUCUGGUGGUGCUGCUGCUGCUGGGCUUUGUCGGAGGCGUAUACACCUACCGGGAGUACCAGAACCGCAAGCUCAACGCUCCCUUCUGGACCAUUGAACUGAAAGAGGACAACAUCAGCUUUAGCAGCUACCACGACAGCAUCCCCAACGCUGACGUGUCGGGCCUGCUGGAGGACGAGGCCAACGAGGUGGCGCCCAAUGGCCAGCUGGCACUCACCACGCAGGGCAACUGCUACAAAGCUUAGCACGCCAUCCAUCCCUAGUCUAAAUACCUAAAUUUACAGAUGACACAAAGCUGCUGGAAAGUACCAAAUCCAAAGCUCCUUCAUAUAUGACUGCUUGUUGUUACCCUGCUGGUCUGUGGCACUUCACAACGUUUGGCAAACUGACAGUGAGAUCAAGUAGAUGUGAUUUAAAGAUAUGGAAAAGAGACGCAGACCUUCCACUUGAAACAUUUUCCCUUUUUGAUUAUGAUUUUGUGUGGAAUGGGCGAUCAGUGAAGUGGGUCCAAAGAAUAAAGCGUUUUAUUUGAGUUGUGCCUGCAGAGGGCGCUGUUGUGCAGAUUAGUUAGGUAAUUGGCAUGGCGUGAGACAGGUGCAAAGCUUACACCUGUUUGCUGAAACGAUGAUCCUGACACGGGUUAGUGGAGGAGCCUAGCAUUUCAGAUCUUUUUAAAAUGGACUUUAGACUGUUUAAGUUAUAAUUGGAUCGCUUUCACAGUGAUCUUAAACUGAGACAAUGAUUGUUAAAUGAAUUUUUAUUCAGUUCUUAUUUAUUGGUUGACUUUUCAUUCUCGGGAGAAAUGCUGCACAUGUAUGAUGUGUUUAUUCAUGGUGUUUUAUCUUACGUGCUGUCGAAUGGUAAUUUGAAUUGGCCCGUAUGUUUUCAUGUAUAGUUUGUGUGUUUUGGAUAGAGUCCUAAGGGGAGGUGAAAGCUGCUGGUACAAGUAUUUUAAUGACCUCAUCUUAUCUUUAUAGCUUCCUGUCUUUAGUUAAAGUGUGCCGCCUCACCUGAAGUAUCUACGAGGAGUGUUUAUUUUAAAGAAACUACACCUUACUGUUUAUAAACUCUCACCACUUGGCGCUACUGCAGGGUAGUGAAUCAUACUAGACUCACGUAAAUGGCCAUAAACUACUUGUAAUCUAAUCUGCUCUUUGCUGCCUACCUCAGCAAAAGUUGAACAAACCAAUUAUAAAAUGUUUCGUAUUUAGUAGAGGUUGGGUCCUGUGAGAUAAGACCGUUUAAUGUCUAAAAGAUAAUGUUGCUAUAGAUUGAAACCAGCCUGCACAUGAUAAAAUGUCCUCACCCUAUUGGUCAUUGUUACUAUUAACAAUCAAAUUUCAUCAGCUAAAACAGUGAAUGGCUUCACACCUGAUCCUGAAAAUGGAUCCCCUGUUUUCUGUGUUGUUUAGGCUACCAUUGAUUGGGUGCGCUUCAUUUUACCACGGUGAAUGAGUAAAGCUAAUUAUGGAACUAACUCCUCAGGUACUGGCUCUUUCCCUAAUGUGAUCACUGUAAAUAUGAUUAUUGUACAGAUGAAUGUGAAUAGUAGCACUAUUAUUGUACAGGUAGAAAUACUGUGUGUGUCACUCAACAAGCCUCCAACCUUUCACUCUCCUGGGUGUGAUGUUGCAGUCAGCCCACAGCUUUUUGUAUUGUUAUUUUUAUUUCUUAUUCUCAGUGGACUUUGCCAUAUAAACAGCUGCAGGACUAAAAUGCACCACCUACAACUCAAAACAAAGAAUAAAGUGAUGUAAAUAAUACCCUAAAGCUCAACUCUCAAAUAAAAAUGGGUUUACUGUU